UGAAGACAAGCGAGGAUCGAGUUCGCAGGUAAUUGCGUUCAGCAACCAAAGUACAACGCUGCAGAGUACUGUUGCAUCCGUGUCCAUAAAAAAUUCGUUAUGACAAUUCUUAGGGGCCUUUUGCCCAGACCAUGAUUGCGAAGGAGAUGAUCAGAGGCACCAAACACGAACCAGUUUAUUUUGCGGCGAUAGUUACGGAGCGGAGUAAAGAACAGUUAAAUUAAAUCACUUUAUCGUAUCUAUUCAAUAAAUGACUGCAAAAGAUAAACCUUCACGGAUUGGCGGAUAAAUAGGGGUAUACGUGAGGCGCCCGCGUCCCGCGCGUUGUUGCUGGUCCAAAACAACCUCGACACAACUCUAGCAGAUUUCUGGCCCUACAUCCUCCAUUCCAUACAGUGGGCCGGAGACCAAUUGCAGCUAUCCCAAACAUUAUUGUUCUUUACGGACUCGAGUUUUACUUCCCCUUCCAAAAUGCCAAUGGAACUCAGAAAGCGAAAGGCUCCCGCGGAGCCCAAAGACGCGCGUGCCACCAAGAAGAAGGCUGAUACCAAAGCCUCAGCGCCCAAGGCGAGAGAAUCAAAGGCCAAAGCGAAAGAAACGGAAAAGAGCGAGCCAUCACCAAGCCGUGAGCCUCCAACUGUGGGGGCUAUUCUCGAUCUAGAGCAAUAUCAAGACGAAGUCCAGCUUCAAGAUGCUACCCCCUCUUCUCUGAAGGCGCUCCUAGAGUCAAGCAAAAAUGGCGUGGUGCUCUUUACGUAUCCUAAAGCCUCUACUCCUGGAUGCACGAGACAAGCGUGCAUGUUCCGCGAUGGUUACGACCGCCUUUCCUCAACUGGCUUGUCGAUCUACGGCUUAUCCUCCGACAGCCCGAGCGCCAACACCAAAUUCAAGGAGAAACAGAAGCUCCCUUAUCCAUUGAUCUGUGAUCCGUCAGCGAAGCUGAUUGGUGCCAUCGGCCUGAAGAAGCAGCCCAAGGGAACAAUUCGUGGAGUGUUUGCUAUCGACAAGGCCGGGAAAGUGCUCCUCAACAAAGCCGGAGGCCCUGAAGCUACCGUCACUCUCGUUGAAAACUUAGUGGCUGGGAACUUGGAUUCUAAUUGAGCCUGAGGUCUCGUGUAUGAUGGAUUACUCCUUUGUAAGGGUGAGUCUGGGUCUUCAGUGUUGUCUGCAGAGGUACAUAACUCGACGUCCAGUUGUGAAUCGGAUUUAAUGUAUUGACAGCCCGUGUUUGAUAUUGCGUUUCAAACUGUAUUUUGAUAG
Coccidioides immitis RS is the source of this 1260-nucleotide messenger RNA. RefSeq names its product peroxiredoxin Q/BCP. Lineage: Eukaryota; Fungi; Ascomycota; Eurotiomycetes; Onygenales; Onygenaceae. The transcript is spliced from 2 exons. Gene Ontology annotation, cellular component: cytoplasm. The record is from RefSeq and is a predicted model, not a curated record. Gene Ontology annotation, molecular function: thioredoxin peroxidase activity. The coding region runs from base 472 to 1101 and encodes 209 amino acids. Gene Ontology annotation, biological process: cell redox homeostasis; cellular response to oxidative stress.